This is a messenger RNA of Penicillium samsonianum, 1855 nucleotides long. Its product is annotated as Zn(II)2Cys6 transcription factor. The record is from RefSeq and is a predicted model, not a curated record. Gene Ontology annotation, molecular function: DNA-binding transcription factor activity, RNA polymerase II-specific; zinc ion binding. The transcript has 3 exons. Lineage: Eukaryota; Fungi; Ascomycota; Eurotiomycetes; Eurotiales; Aspergillaceae. Gene Ontology annotation, biological process: regulation of DNA-templated transcription. Bases 1 to 1782 code for a protein of 593 amino acids.
AUGGUAUAUGAUGGUAAACCUAGUAAAGGUUGCGGAAACUGUCGCUCGCGCAAGAUCCGAUGCGACCAGGCCCGACCGGUCUGUCGGGAAUGCACUCGAACGAACCGAGAAUGCCUUGGGUAUCGCGAUGAGCUGUCACUGAUGUUCCGCGAUCAGACCGAAUCUGUGUCGCGAAAGGCGCGUUCUUCUCAGUCUUCCUCUGCGGCUUCUACCCCGUCAUCUUCUUCUACAGGCCGCAUGCCGUCGCGAUCGGCUCAUCCUACUUUGCUAGGACGAAGUUAUGCAUCCUCAGUGACCACAAACUCAUCCACAGACCUGGAAGACCCAGCCAUUGAUUUCGGUUCCGAUCCCUUGCAUAAAUUUCGGAUGCGCCAUGCUAGGCAGAGUCUUAUCGGGAUAUAUCCCAACACGGGAAUCUCGGAGCAGGAAGCUAUUUGCUUCUUCCUCCAGUCGCAUGCUAUUCCAGGCAACUUUCUGAUAACGGAUAUUUUGACCGAUUUUCUCAUGGAGUCUGGUGGGUCAGUUAGCCAGCGGGCUAUACAAUCCAGCAUCGUGGCAGUUGCCACCGCCAUGCUCUCGCGUGUUCGACGAGUCGCAUCACUGAGCCAAGCGGCGCGUCGGGAAUAUGGAUCUGCGCUGAACCUAGUCAAUCAGGCGCUUGCCGAUGCCAACCAGGCUAAGACGAACCAGACACUUGGUGCGGUUGUUCUUCUAGCCUUGUAUGAAAUCGUCGUGUCAAGGGCUCCCCAGGGCAUUGAUGGUUGGACGAAUCAUAUUUGUGGAGCGGCAGCUCUACUACAGCACCGGGGACCUACACAAUUGCAAAGCAAUGUAGGAAUCCGCCUUUUUAUACAUUUGAGGUAUCAGAUCAUCAUCAGUUGUCUCCAGCGCGAUGUGCGUGUACCCAGCUAUCUACUGCAAUCUACAAAGCUCGACAUGAUCCCUGAGAUAAAGAAUGCCCUUGGCACUAAAAUUAUCUUAAUCAUCGGCAAUCUGUCGAAUCUACGUGCAAAUAUACACACACAAGCGUUGACCAGCCCCCAAGAGAUCCUCAGUGCGGCAUGUGCCAUUGAAGCAGACCUUCUCGCCUGGUUGGCCGCUCUGCCACCGGACUUUACAUAUAGUAGCCAUACACUCAUGCCAUUAGACCGUUCUUUCGAAUGUCGCUGUCACGGAAUUCGACCGUACAACAAUGAAUACCACAUCUAUCCAGAGAUCUGGGCGUCCAGCUGCUGGAACCACUACCGUUGCGCACGCAUUCUUGUCAGCGAGCUUAUAUUAUCACAAGUCCACAAGCUAUCCAACAGCUCGCCCACCUCCUUAUCCGAAGACUUUCGUUUAUACUGCAAGUCUCUACGCUCAACCAUCCGUCGCCUAGGUGCCGACAUCUGCCGCAGUUGCCCAUUCAGUCUGGGUGCCUGCAAUUCGGAGGUGCUUCCAGAAAGGCCUAUACUUCCACCAGAGAGCUACCUAGGCGGCCUCAUGAUGCUAUGGCCCCUAUACAUUGCCGGCAUGGUCGAGGGACCGACUCAUCCACAGCGUCGGUGGGUAAUACAGUGUCUUUGGAGGAUAGGGAACACGUGGGGGCUGGCGCAAGCGCUGGCACUGAUGGAUCUUCUCAUCGUGGACCCGGGAAUGUUCCAUUCUGUGGAAAGAUAUGGCGAAGCCGCUGAAACCCCGGCUGGAUUGUCGGAAGUACUUCCGUUUUCUAUCUUCCACGUGCCGUAUUAUAAUCUUCCGGCUUUGAAAGAGUAUCGAGAGCUUCAGGCAUCUUCAACGUGAAAACUUGGUCCGCACAGCCUAUCAGAUGUAUACAUCGUCAUUAUAUGCGCUCUAGCUUCACCCUCCGUGCUGG